Python bivittatus (Burmese python) is the source of this 2665-nucleotide messenger RNA. It is a transcript of the gene EMC6, whose product is annotated as ER membrane protein complex subunit 6. The record is from RefSeq and is a predicted model, not a curated record. Gene Ontology annotation, biological process: autophagosome assembly; protein folding in endoplasmic reticulum. Gene Ontology annotation, cellular component: membrane; EMC complex; endoplasmic reticulum. NCBI's taxonomy places the organism in Eukaryota, Metazoa, Chordata, Lepidosauria, Squamata, Pythonidae.
UGGGAUGCCGUCACGCCCAGAAUCCUUUCUGUUUCAAGAUGGCGGCCGCUGCCUAUUUCCGGUAAGGCCGGGGGAGAGGGAGCUGCUUGGCCGGGAGCUGGCAGGAGAAAAUACACAAAAAGGUUGCUGCUGUAAAGUUGGAGGCGCCGCCCCUUCACAUCCCCCUGUUCCAGCCUGAAGAAAGCGCAGGGCUGAAGGACAGCUGCCCCACCAGCCACGGUUGGAGCCAUGGCCGCAGUGGUGGCCAAACGGGAAGGCCCCCAGUUCAUCAGCGAAGCAGCCGUCCGUGGGAACGCGGCCAUCCUGGAUUAUUGCAGGACGUCAGUCUCUGCCCUCUCAGGAGCGACCGCUGGCAUUCUUGGCCUGAACGGCCUGCACGGCUUCAUCUUCUACUUCCUGGCCUCCAUCUUACUCUCGGUGCUUUUGGUGUUAAAAGCUGGACGGCGGUGGAACAAGUACUUUAAAUCCCGAAGGCCUCUCUUUACUGGGGGACUGAUUGGGGGGUUAUUCACAUACAUCCUCUUCUGGACUUUCCUCUAUGGCAUGGUGCACGUUUACUAGGAGGAAGAGAACCUCCAGCCAGAACGGUUCUGAGGAGGGUGGCCCACACGGGCACCUCCUCCCCGAUGCCAUAGAACUGGGGAUGCUGGCCCACUGCUUGCGCUGCUCACACGCUCCCUAACUUAUGUCAGAAAGCGAGCCUGUAGAAUCCUGCUAAUUAAACAGAAUGUGAAACCCCAAGAGCCUUUAAAAUGACAUGUAAAUAGCCCACCCUCCAGAGGACGUUCCCUUCUUCCUGUUUUAUCCCUCGGCCUCAUCUUUAUGCGAUUGCUGCCUUUCCCAAGGCGGCUAGAAUUCUGUUCCAAUGUCCUUAGCUGGCCUUUGGAGGCCUCGAUUGCCAUGUAACAAGAAGUACUAUUUUGAAAGAUUCUCGGUAAAUGUUCAGUGCUUGAACAGUUUCAUAUGCACUCCCAUUGAAAGACUUCAGAAGGAAAAAACAGUAUUCGCGUCCUCGUUGCAGACAGGCUUAAGGUGGGGAGGGCUGCUUGGCCUGAAGUUACUUAUUUCCAAGUAAACAUUUGCAGUGAGUCCAAGGGAACCCUAACCCUAACGCCCGUGGAGACCCAGAUUUCUCAUCCCUGCUCAAGGUAGUACAUGUAGGAUUGCAGCCUUAGCAAAUUCAGGAAUGAAAUAAGAGCUCUGAAAGACGGCGGCUCACGGCCUGCCCUUUUAACCUUCAUGCCAUGAUAGCUCUGAAGUUAUGGCUCUGAGUGUCUCUCCUCUGAACUCAAGCAGGAGCUGAAUUGCCCUUCCAGCUGCUCUGUCUUGGUAAGCCCCAGGAAGCAGACUAUAACAUCUGGUCCUCUUCUUGGACUUGAAACUGGGCGUUGGGGGGUGAGAGAGUUGCUUUAUUGACUUUGUGAGCCCCUCAAAUGCUGUCUUCUGUUGGAAACAAGGUGCUAGGUUAGAUCAGUAACAGAUAUCCUGUAACUGAGGCCAGAAAGACAAACCAGCUCUUAGGUGUGUUGUUCUUUACUAUCAUCCUACAUUUUUCCCCCUCACAGAAGAGCUCAAACUUGGUUAAGUGUUCUUACUUGUCCCAUGAGUCCCUCUUCCCCUAUUUACAUGUUCUGUCUCAACUAAAAAAAGUCAUUCCAGAUUUUUUCGCUUCUCAGCAGUCCUCUGGCUAUAGUUACAUCUCAGUCAUGCUUGAUGUGUCACAAUGUUUCUUUUUGUUCUUUUUUUGAAAUUUGGGGAGGAGGGCUUCUAAAUUAACCCCCAUCUAUUUCUCUGUAUGCAGCUUUCUCCUCCAUGCGGGGAUUUCUGGAUGAAGGUACCAAGGCAGUGGGAAAUGCACGGAGUUCAGACUCUCAUGCGGGGAAAAUGUGUAGUGCAAAGCUGUUUUUCCUGGGCACCUAAAGCAGGAUGGAGAAGUGGGUUGGGGUUUUUUUGUUUUUAUUUGGUUUUUUGGUCUGUUUGCUUUUUUCCUAACGAAUUUUAUUAAAAGGCCUAAACAAAAACUUACGCUUUUUAAUUAAAAAUGUUAGUUGGAAAAGGUGCUACCAGAUUCCAGAUUUUUUACCCUUAAAAGAGGAGCAGAUGAAUCUUUGCAGCCCGAGUUCAAUGAAUGGCUGCUAGUCACCACAGUGACAUGAAACAGACUUAAGGAUUAUUUGUCCAGAAGAAUCAGGUAAACAACAGACGAAGAUGUUGCAUUCUUGCACCAGGCUUAAUGGAGGAUUCUGGCUGGCCAUGGUGACAAAUAGGCUGUUAAACUGAUCUUUCAACAGAUCAAGCUCCUUUUUAGGGGACGGCAAUGUGACACAGAAACAACCACAACGUUUCAGACACUUCCUUUUAUUUCACAAUAGUUCUGUGUUCAAGUUGCAUCAGUGUCAGUUGCGUCCAAGCCAUUUGUCUUGAAUCACAGCAGUCCUUCACAUUGGCAAAGACAACAUACUGUAGUCCAGCUGUCCUAAAUACACAGCAAGUGCUUUUUUGUGCUCGGUUUUACAAAGUCCACUCUGGAGACAAACGGAGGUAGCGUCUGUGAUCUUUAAAAAAUCAAAGUCUGUCUUUCGGGCAGAAGCAGCUGCUGGAUCCAAUGCUUCUUCACCCCUACCUUUGUAAAAUAAAUCAAGGGAAGAUAUUCUCUCCCUGUAAA